AUGAACGUGCACGUGGUUUUCACUCGCAUGUGGUCCUGUUCACUGCGUCCCAUCAUCAGCGAAAUGACAAACCGUCUCCAGGCCAGUGGUUUGUCCGCACGUCACGUGUUCCAAUCGAUAAAGCCAAUAGAAGUGGGAGUAAUGAGCAAGCGUGACGUGGAGGCGAGCCUGUUGAAAGAGGUGACGCGGUUGCGUGCCAAUCUUGACGCCUCGCGUCGGGAGGCCUGUGGGGGGGUGAGCAUGAUGGACGUGGCCAACGCGGCAGAGAUCGGCAUUCUGGCAAACCUACCCACCCUCAGCGCUGUCCACAAUCUGCGCGCACACACUGGUCGCAUUAGGACGUGUACGUGGGCGGCGUCGGACGAGAAUCUGCUCUCCAUUGGGGCGGACAACUAUAUCUGCAUUUGGGAUGUGCGCAGCGGCCUCAUUCGCAAUAUUAUUGACAUCACAAUGAAUCAGGCCACCGCAGCCGACAGCACACCAGAUCUGAGCGUGGUAUUCGCUGGAGCGUCGGUGGAUGGGGUGGUUUUGUGGGAUAUUAAUAAUGUAAAGAUGCUAAGCAAGUGCUCCCACAAUACUGAUGUUUCGGCUGUACUUCCACUCUCUUCCGACGGCCGGUCUUUUGUCAGUGGUGCAACCGACGGGGUUCCGCGCAUCUGGGAUGUACGGCAGUCCAGGCCGUUCGUUUGUUCUAUGCAUGGUCAUGAAUCGGAGAUCAGUUGCGUGGAGCGGCACGCGAAUGAGCAUACGUUUGUUACAGGGUCCGAUGACGCGGCGGUUAAUCUUUACGAUGUGCGACUCGAUUUUCCAUUGGCAAGUUACAACCGGACCGACGCCAAGAGCACAACAGGUGACGGAUUUGUCAGUACUGAAAAUAAGUAUCUGAAUCAUUCUGGAAUGGACGACGAGGGGAACAAUCAGAUCACUGAUGAGGAUGCGGCCACCACGGGCGUUACUGGUGUAGGUGUGUCGACAUCUGGUAGAAUAAUUAUCUCAGGGAGUAGAAACGGAUGUAUAUAUAUAUGGGACAUUUUCGAUUUGAUGUCACCGGUGGCAGUUCACAGAGAACAGGGUCCAGUCAUGGCACUGAAGAUGGCGCAUAACAAGAAAGGUCUGGCGGUCAUUACAUGGGGCUCCGCCGCACAGUUGCAAAUCAAUGGUGCUUCCCCGUGGCCCCCCAAAAUUGGUACCUAUGAGCAAGUAGUUUCACAUUUCGACUUUCAUUUCCAUCCGCUGACCUUUAAACAGCGGUUUGUUUACGAGGGUAUGAUAAUUUCGUCCAAUGUGAAUUUUCUGUUAGAUAUAUGGUAUAGAACUGGAGGCCCAAUCUUCUUUUACUGUGGAAACGAAGGCAACAUUUUGGAAUUCUGGAAUAACACCGGUUUCAUGUUUGAUAUUGCUCCAAUGUUCAAUGCUCUUAUCGUGUUUGCCGAACACCGUUACUAUGGCGAGUCAACACCAUUUCUCAACAGCUUCGUCCAGCCUUACAUAGGAUUCCUUUCAAUUCAGGAGGCCAUGGCAGAUUUCGCUGAUUUAAUAUCAGUGCUGAAAAUUCAAUUCAAUGCUACCUCAUCACCAGUUAUCGCUUUCGGUGGAAGGUUCUGUGACGUUUAUCCUAAUUAUUUUGCAACUAGCUAUGGUGGCAUGUUAGCGGCUUACAUGAGGCUUCGGUAUCCUCAUAUUAUCACUGGUGCAGUCGCUGCUAGCGCUCCCUUUAAGUGGGUUACCGGCGAAGAAGGCCUGCAUCCGUUUUUUGAAUCAAUUAAGGAGGCUUACUUCAAUGUAAGUGAAUUAUGCGUUCCUAUAAUCCAGGCCGCCUACUCAGAAAUUUUGAGACGAAGUCGAGAGGGAACAAGCGGCUUGAAGAAUGUAACAGCGGAGUUGAACCUCUGUACCCUGUUGGAGACAGGGCAAGAUCUCGACUGGAUGCUUCGGUGGUCGCGCAAUGCCUUUGUGGUAAUGAGCAUGAUGAACUAUCCCUACCCUAGCUACGGUUUGCCCGCGAAUCCCGUCAAUGUUUCCUGCAAUAAGGCCAUCGAGUUUGGCGUCCAAAACCCUCUGGCUGGGCUUAGGGAGGCCGUUGGCGUUCUCUACGACCGCAGUUCGGAGUUGUGUUUUGACUACAAGACCCAAUACAUUGAUUGUGCUGACGUAACAGGAUGCGGAUUGGGCAACGACUCCGUUGCGUGGGAUUUUCAGGCCUGCACUGAGAUACACCUCUAUGACCCGUCGAAUGCCACAUCGAAUGAUUUGUUCCCAUCACUGCCGAAAUCCCUGGGUGAUGUCGAUGAGUACUGUUUUAAGAAAGGCGGCAAUCCGGCUGACCCGCCCUCAGUGAAGGUCGCGCGCCAGGCUGAAAUCGAGGCUAUCAGUGGUUGGCUGAAGGAGUAUGAGAACUCUCGUUAUGACCACUAA
Messenger RNA from Echinococcus granulosus, 2415 nucleotides. Its product is annotated as Dipeptidyl peptidase 2. Gene Ontology annotation, biological process: proteolysis. NCBI's taxonomy places the organism in Eukaryota, Metazoa, Platyhelminthes, Cestoda, Cyclophyllidea, Taeniidae. The record is from RefSeq and is a predicted model, not a curated record. The coding region runs from base 1 to 2415 and encodes 804 amino acids. Gene Ontology annotation, molecular function: serine-type exopeptidase activity; dipeptidyl-peptidase activity; protein binding. The transcript is spliced from 9 exons.